Molecule: messenger RNA, 2136 nt
Organism: Neltuma alba
Lineage: Eukaryota; Viridiplantae; Streptophyta; Magnoliopsida; Fabales; Fabaceae
Product: berberine bridge enzyme-like 22
Molecular function (GO): oxidoreductase activity; FAD binding
Source: RefSeq, a predicted model, not a curated record
UAAUUCAUCGCACACCAGCACUAGGAAACAGACGCAUUUAUUCUGCCUCUUCACUUGGGAGCCAACACCAAAGUCAUCAAUUUGAACCUUUCCACCUCUUGCCCCGUACCUAUCACUUUCCCUUGGGCCGGCUCUGGACAUAAGAUAGAUCACUAUACCAGUUUCUCUGGCUUAAAUAUUCUAUCUUUCCGGGAAAGAAGAAGGAAAAAAAAAAAAAAGUUAUUAGUUCAGUUCAUUACACACACACAAACACACACAGCAUAAUGCGACUACAAGACAGAGGAGAUAAGAAUUAACAUAGCGAUGGGCUGGCUCCCUCUCUACUAUUUGGGUCUUCUUCUUCCUUUCACUGUCAUCAUGGGCUUCUUCUACUGCAAUGGAGAAAAGUUUCAGAGAUUGCAUGCUGUCCCAACCUGGUGGCUAUUCUCAUGAAUACUACAAGACAACAACGCUCAGCUUAACCUCCUCACUUUACUCACAGGUCUUGGACUCAUUCCAACAAAAUCCAAGAUGGCUGAAUUCCACGAGAAAUCCUCUUCUCAUCAUAACACCUCUUCAAGAGUCUGAAAUUCAAGCAGCUAUUAUUUGCAGCAGAAAACUCGGGCUACAGAUCAGACUCAGAAGUGGUGGCCAUGACUAUGAAGGCCUGUCUUACCUCUGUGAGACCCCGUUUAUCAUGGUUGACCUCAACAGGCUUAAUUCCAUUCAGAUUAACCUUUCAAAUGAAACAGCUUGGGUUCAAUCUGGGGCUACUUUAGGUGAGCUUUACUAUAAAAUUGCAAAGGAAAGUAAAAUCCAUGGAUUUCCUGCAGGACUUUGUCCCAGUGUGGGGCUUGGUGGGCACAUCAGUGGAGGAGGAUUUGGUACUAUGGUGAGAAAAUAUGGGCUAGCAGCAGAUCAAGUCAUCGAUGCUUUGCUUAUAGAUGCAAAUGGGAAGCUUCUUGAUAGAGAAAAGAUGGGAGAAGAUCUCUUCUGGGCCAUUAGAGGAGGUGGUGGAGGAGGAGGUAGCUUUGGGGUGGUUCUUUCUUGGAAAAUUAGGCUGGUUAGAGUUCCACCUACAGUCACGGUGUUCAACAUCCAUAGAACUCUCAGGGAAAGAGCCUCCGAGCUUGUUCAUAAGUGGCAGUACAUUGCGCACAAACUUCAUGAAGAUCUUUUCAUCAGAGUCCUAGCUCAAAAUAAUGGUGGCAAACCAGAGAGAGUCAGAGCGUCCUUCAAUUCUCUGUUCCUUGGAGGUGUAGAUAGGCUAAUUCCAUUGAUGAAUGAGCACUUCCCUGAAUUGGGAUUGCAAGCAAAAGACUGUACUGAACUGAGCUGGAUUCAAUCUGCUUUGUACUUUGCCGGGUACCAAAAAUGGGACCCCCUAGAGGUUUUGCUAAAUAACACCACCGACAAGAGCUCUUUCAAGGCAAAAUCAGAUUUCGUGAAGGAGCCAAUACCAGAAACAGCACUACAAGGUGUAUGGAAAAGGCUUGUGGAAGAGGAAGCGCUGGCGCUUCUGAUAAUGGACCCCUUCGGUGGUAAGAUGGAUGAAAUAUCCGAAAGUGAAGUCCCUUUUCCGCAUAGGAAGGGUAAUUUAUACAACAUACAGUACAUGGUGAAGUGGGACGAAAAUGGGAUUGAAGCAUCCAAAAGACAUAUAAGAUGGAUAAGAAAACUUUAUAUGUACAUGGCUCCUUACGUUUCAAGCUCUCCAAGAGCUGCCUAUUUCAACUAUAGGGAUCUUGAUUUGGGUACCAACAAGCUGAAUACAAGUGCUUGGGGCUUCAAGUACUUCAAAGGCAACUUCAGAAGAUUGGCACAAAUUAAGACAAAGGUUGAUCCUCAAAAUUUCUUUAGUAAUGAACAGAGCAUACCUUUGCUAAGUUCUCUUCCUACUUCAACAUAAAGUAUUUAUGGCAUUAGAAGGUCAACCAGAAAAGCUAGGGCAGUAUGUAUUCUUUCUUGAGACUAUGUAAAAUAGCAGUUAUUUUGUAAUCUGCAAAACACGUUAGAAGCAUGGUGGUCCAAUUUAGCAAGCCCAGUGGCAUAUUCAACCACUUCUCUGAAAGCAAAUAUAACAGAACACACAGAAUUAUCUAGCAUUAAUGAAGGGAUGUGAAUCCAUUGCCAUGUCAUUCAACAGUUGUAAAGCAG